CUCGCGUCUUGCUCAUGAUCCACAUCCACGACGUCCAUGUCCGACUAUGACUUCCGCACUGGCGGCAGCCUCAAGUUGAGAGGCGUUGCUGAGGGUGGGAUUGUUAAGAAGAAGAAGCACAAGUCGAAGUCAAAGGACAAGGAGAGGGAAAAGAAUGCAGAGAGUGAGCUGGUAACGGAGCUCGAGUCGCUGAACCAGGAGGAAGCCGCCAAGAUUCCCUCUUCAUCGGGCAGCGGCAGAAACUCUCCUGCGAUCGCAAGUAGUAGCGAUAGGAAGACAGCAGCGGAGAGAAGGUUCGAGGAGGUCCAGAGGAAGCGGCUCGCUGCAAGGGUCGCGAAGCAAGCUAACAAGACACACAAGGACCGUGUCCACGAGUUUAACAGCAAGCUGGAGGCUCUCAGCGAACACCAUGACAUUCCCAAGGUAGGACCAGGCUAAUGCGCCUCGUACUGUACUUCGCCGUGUCUCUAUAACGUCGCGCUGCUCCUUGUAAACUACACCCUUGUGUCAUAACAAAGCCUCUGGCGGUGAUGAAACUGUUGUCAUACAUCAUACGGUUGUCUGAGAGGAUUGGAGGGUCUCGGAUUGGCCAGAGGAUGCGGAUAUUACCAUCGUGCCGUAUCAUUGUUUAUCGUGUAUUUGUCGCUUGACGGAAUUAGAAUACGUCGGUCCUAUAAACGUGACCACCCGCUUCCGCACCUCA
Rhodofomes roseus is the source of this 703-nucleotide messenger RNA. Its product is annotated as DUF1754-domain-containing protein. The coding region runs from base 37 to 438 and encodes 133 amino acids. The record is from RefSeq and is a predicted model, not a curated record. The transcript is spliced from 4 exons. Gene Ontology annotation, cellular component: nucleolus. Lineage: Eukaryota; Fungi; Basidiomycota; Agaricomycetes; Polyporales; Fomitopsidaceae.